Acanthopagrus latus (yellowfin seabream) is the source of this 1665-nucleotide messenger RNA. RefSeq lists its product as uncharacterized. NCBI's taxonomy places the organism in Eukaryota, Metazoa, Chordata, Actinopteri, Spariformes, Sparidae. The record is from RefSeq and is a predicted model, not a curated record. The transcript has 8 exons. Bases 763 to 1512 code for a protein of 249 amino acids.
CAGUGGAUUAUGGUUUCUGAUAAAGCAGCUCGUCAUUCCAACAUGGUCACCUGCAGCUCCAAAAACAAACAUGGCGUCAGUGUUGAUGAAUUAUUCUUCAUAAAGCGAGAUGUCAUGUCACUGUGGGAACAUCGUCCCAGUUUAUUACAUUCUGCUCAUCGUUCUUUAAGACUGAUAAUCCACAGAGACGUAACAGCCGGUUCCUUCUGUUGACAAGCUGACGCAGCAUGUUUCUGUGUGUUGUUGUACAAUGAUUAGCAUGUUAGCAUUAGCAUGAUCAACUCAUCUUUUUCUUUAAAACACUUGGAAGUCUCUUCACACUGAAUAUCUUCAUUUAAUGAAUUAAUUGGUAUGAAUGAAUUGUACAUUGAUUGUUUAUCAAUCAUCUAUCUUUUUUUAUCUUUUCAGCUAUUUAAAGUAAUUUACACAAACUUCACUCUUUAGUUUCAUUACAGUCAAUAAUCAAAAAGAUAAAACUUUACUUGAAAAACAGUUUCAACAGAGCCAGGCUUUGCUCUGUCGCUAAUACUGAUGCUAAGCUAAGCAAAAACCUGUUUAUCCUCAGUGUAACUCUGUGAAUAAACCUUUUUCCUUAAAUACCAAACUGUUGUUCUAAAUACACUUAUAUAAAUGUAAUGAUGUGGACGUCCUGAACCUCAGGAUGAGUCGAGCUGUGUUUGUCUGACAGGAUGAUUGAUGGGCUGCUGUUUGGACCCGUGCUGAGCUGGACCUGAGAGAGGUGAACUUCUGCAGAACCUCAGCAUGAUCAUGGCGGCGGUGGGGUCAGAGGUCACGGGUUCGUGGUUCCUGUCCUUGGAGGUCGUUGGUUUCUUCAUCCUCCUCCUCCUGCUCUCCAUCUUCCUCACAGCUCUCUGCAGCGACUGUGGGAGGCGUUCGUUCGAGCUGCGAGAUCCUGAAGUGGACAGAAAUCCCUCCAGUCUCAUCCGGGUGGUGAAGCUGGAGGAGGCUCUGGGGGCAAGAGAGAAUCCGAUGAUCAACGAGAUCCAGAACGACGAGAAAGGAGACGCGGCGUCGUUUACUCCCUGGAGGAGCCACCUGGGGGCGCCACAGAACCACCAGGUGACUCAGACCAAUGGCAGCACAGCGGUGAUAAAGACGACGAGCGGAUCUGAGACUUCUGGAGAUGAAACCCCGGUCUCGUUCACUCCGUGGAGGAGCCACCUGGGGGCGCCACAGAGUCGAGAUCUGAACGGCUCCGCCCCUCAGGACCACAUCUACAGCGUCAUCGGAGGAGGGCGGGGCAGCAGCGCUGGUGACGCUGACGCAUCAUCACCAACAACCAAUCAAGAGCCGGGGGAGGAGUCCAGCGCUCGCUCUGGAGUGGCGCUCGAUUUGAACGACAGGAAUUCAAUGUACGCACGAGUCAGCAAGAAGGAGAGACAAGCCACGCCCCCUGUUCAUACACCUGAGGAGGUGCAGGUGGAGCAGGAGGAGGAGGAGGAGGAGGAGUCUCCUCCGCUGCCUGACAGGAGGACACAGCUGGAGGGAUGACGAUGAUGAUGAUGAUGAAGAUGAUUAAGGACAUGAGAUGAAACAAAGAACGAGAGAAGAAGAAAAAAGAAAACAUUUUUCACAUUGAACUCUGAACACGUCACAUGACACGUCACAUGACACACGUCACAUGACACACGUCACAUGACACAC